Molecule: messenger RNA, 1668 nt
Organism: Carica papaya (papaya)
Lineage: Eukaryota; Viridiplantae; Streptophyta; Magnoliopsida; Brassicales; Caricaceae
Source: RefSeq, a predicted model, not a curated record
GAGAAACAGAGAAAGAGAGAGUAAAAGCAAGGAGGAAAAUAAAAUGAAAAGCACAGUAGAAGGGGGAAAAACAAAAGAAAAAAAAAACCCCCCUUUUCGAGUUCCAAAAAAAUGUCAGAGAACAACUGAAGCAAAAUUGAGCUAAGGAAGCUACUCAGAAACCCUCUUUUCUCUAUCUCUCAUCAUCAUCAUCAUCAUCUUCUUCUUCUUCUUCUUCAUAAUUGUCAUCAUCAUCCACUUUCUCUUCUUUUUCUCUGCAAUUCGUCUCAUUCCCUGAUGAAUCCCCACAAAACAGAAGAUGAUCUCUUCCAUCACCACAACCACCACGAUCUGGGGCCACCACCACCGCCUCCCCAGAUCAUCUCCCAAUCUUCGCAUGAACACAAUCCCGACGACCCUCCAUUUUCGCUUCCCGAAGUCAUGCUCUUCCGCUCCUCAUCCUCCGCCGACUCACCCAGUCACUCAUCCGACGAGAACGACGAUUCUCUCUCCCACCCGCCCCACGGAGUACCCCAGACGCCUCCUUCAAACCCUAAAGUCCCUUCCCACUCAGUUGCCUACAUCAGUCCCGACCCCCACAUCUCCUCCCAGUUCUAUACCUUCAACGCCGAGUCGCACUCUCUCAUGAUCCGCUGCAUCGGCGAGCAUCGACUCGCGACUCCGGCUGAGAUCCGCGUCGCCACCCCACGCGCUGUCCUCAAGUCGUGGCGCGCCGUCUGGAAGGACCGGAACGAGGAUACAGCGUACCUCACCGCGUGGAAGCGUCAGGACAAGCUUACUGCCCAUGUCGACCCUACCUCCGGUAACGAAUUUAUCGAUAUCCCACACGAGUUAUUGGGUUCGGUGUCUAGGGAACUGUUUGAUAUUCUAAAUAAAGUUAGAAGCUUAGGGGAGGAGGGUCCCAAGUCUCUGGGGUUGCUGUCUGACAAGCCACAUUCAGAUGAUGUGCUGGUAGGAGAGGAUGAUUUAGCACAUUGGAGUGAUCACCGCCACGAACAGAUUUAUGGAAAUGGAAAAGAAACAGAGUUGAUUGACGAGGAUGAAGACAGUUUUGAGCGGACACUUGGGGAUGUUGUUCCUUGGGACCAGAUGAGAACAGAUUGUAGGAGUCAAAAGGAUUUAUUAAGCGAGUCCUGUAAGGCUGAUAAAUGGUUGAAGUGUAGCGAUUUCGAUGAUAAGAAUAUUCUUGACUGUGAAGAUACCAAACUAACCAAGCCCAUGAGACAUGACGAGGCUAUAGUGACAGAUGUAAGUCUUGUUGGUAUACAGGUUGAUAGUUUCUACCAGGAAAAUUCCAAAUGGUAUGAUUCUCCUUGUGGGUUGGAUUCCAGCACCGAUUGUGGAGACAGUGAAUUCCGACCUGGGGAGAUUGUGUAGAUUCUUGAAGAGCCAGGUUAACCCACUCUAACUUACUCAUGAGUCUAUAUUAUGCCCAUUUAUCCCAUUGCUCACACCUGGGACUGGGUUGUACAUUUAUGUAUACUGAAGAUUUGAUCCUCUUACAUGCUGUAGGUCUCUUUUGUGUGUUGCUCUGUAAAGUACAGCCAAUUUGGCUUCUCUGCACAUACCUUAUUUAUUACCAUUAUUUGUUAUCACUGUUCUGGACUUCAAUAGUCUUUACUCGGGUUCUUCUUAUAAUGAAUCUCAAAGAUGAUUUCCAUCUUCAAA